UUGCUCCGCCCCCUUCGGGCUGGCCUGCUUUCGCAGGAGCUGGGGUUGACGUUCCUGCCGGGUCCGGGCUGGGUUCGGAAGAUGCUGCUCGGCCCACCUCAGCUGUGAGACCAGCGGAGCGUCCUGCACCCCUUUAAUUUGGUCGACCGCAUCAAACCCCGGGAAGUCAUGUCCACAGGUUUCUCUUUUGGGUCUGCGACCGCGGGCUCCACCACCAUGGCCACCGGCGGGACCGGCACAGGCGGCGGUUUCUCCUUUGGCACCGGCGCAUCUAGCAAUCCUUUGGGGCUCAAUUUGGGAACCCUUGGAAGCACACUUACUCCAGCAACUACAUCUGUUACUUAUGCUUUUGGAGCUGGAACUGGAGGACUCUUUGGAUCUAAGCCUGCGACUGGGUUCACUCUAGGAGGAACAAAUACAGGAAUAGCAACAACUAUGACUACAGGAUUAACUCUGGGAACGCCAACUACUACAUCUGCAUCCACAACAGGCUUCAGUUUAGGAUUCAAUAAACCAGCAGCAUCUGCUACACCAUUUGCUCUGCCUAUUACUUCUACCUCAGCUAGUGGUCUCAGUCUUUCAUCUGCUCUGAUAUCUACUCCAGCAGCGUCUACAGGCUUUACCCUGAAUAAUUUGGGAGGAACCACAUCUACGACUACAGCUGCGUCUACAGGCCUUUCCUUAGGGGGAACCCUAGCUGGUUUGGGAGGUUCACUUUUCCAGAGUACAAACACAGCAACAUCAGGACUUGGACAGAAUGCUUUAGGUUUGACUUUGGGAUCUACAGUAGCCUCUUCAACUACAGGCAAUGAAGGGCUUGGUGGCAUAGAUUUUAGUAGCUCAUCAGAUAAAAAGAGUGAUAAAACAGGAACAAGAGCAGAGGAUAGUAAAGCACUGAAAGAUGAAAAUCUACCUCCUGUUAUUUGCCAGGAUGUGGAAAACCUUCAUAAAAAGACCAGUAAAAGUGAUUGGUUUCAUAUGUGCCACCCAUGGUUCAAGCAGGAGUUAAAGAAUGCUGAAAUAGCUUUAAGAACACAGAAAACACCUCCUGGACUCCAACAUGAGAAUGCAGCUCCUGCUGACUAUUUCAGAAUCUUGGUUCAGCAGUUUGAGGUACAGCUUCAACAGUAUAGGCAACAGAUUGAAGAACUAGAGAACCAUCUUGCCACUCAAGCAAAUAAUUCUCAUAUAACUCCUCAAGAUUUGUCAAUGGCUAUGCAGAAAAUAUAUCAAACAUUUGUAGCUUUAGCUGCACAACUUCAGUCUAUUCAUGAAAAUGUAAAGGUGCUCAAAGAACAGUACCUUGGCUACAGGAAAAUGUUCUUGGGAGAUGCUGUAGAUGUGUUUGAGGCCAGGCGGGCAGAAGCUAAGAAGUGGCAGAAUACACCCAGAGUUACCACUGGGCCCACACCCUUCAGCACCAUGCCAAAUGCUGCAGCCGUUGCCAUGGCUGCAACACUUUCACAGCAGCAACAGCCUGCUACAGGGCCACAGCCAUCUCUGGGAGUUAGUUUUGGAACGCCAUUCGGCUCAGGUAUUGGUACUGGCUUGCAAUCAAGUGGCUUAGGUUCUUCAAACCUUGGAGGAUUUGGAACUAGCUCUGGUUUUGGAUCCAGCACCACAGGGGCCUCCACAUUUGGAUUUGGAACAACAAAUAAACCCUCAGGAAGUCUUAGUGCAGGAUUUGGCAGCUCAAGUACAUCUGGGUUUAACUUCAGCAAUCCUGGCAUCACGGCAUCAGCUGGUUUGACAUUUGGGGUGUCCAAUCCUGCAUCUGCAGGUUUUGGGACAGGAGGACAACUCCUUCAGUUGAAGAAACCUCCAGCUGGAAACAAAAGAGGAAAAAGAUAAACAUGGGUGGAUGCCUUGAGAGAACCCUUAGCAGCACUGAUCAUUCUAUGAGCCUAUUUUUCUAAUGAUGCAGUAAUUUAAUUGCAUCCCAGGAGAUUUAUAAAGUUUUGAUAUUUUUCCCUACUCUGGAAGUUGAACUUUGUUUGCCAUACUGAACAUCUUUUUUCUUGUGAAUUUAAAAUCUGGCUGGUGUUCUUUGUUCUUAUUUUUGAUUCUCUGUAACACAUGUUAUGAUUACAUCACUAGUUGAUAGUAAAAAACCAUUAGCCUGAAACCUGUUACUAACCUAAUGUUAAUAGUAAUGUCUUUGUUCAUAAGGUUUACAUUAUGUGAAUAUAUGCACAUUGGUUUCUUACACAGAUAAUAUGAAGUCUAGGGCCUACCCUAGAAUUAGUUUGUUCCUUGUUGCAGGCCUUUUAAACUACACUGCAGGGCGUCUUGUGAAUAUAUAUGUAAAUAUAUACAGACUAAAACACAAUUGUGUGCAUAUAAAAUACAUAUUUACAGACCUACAACUUUUGCCUCAGACUGUUCUCCCUUUUUAAGGGUACUCAAUUUUUCAAAUCCUCACUGCUUAUAGAAUGAUGAGUGAGAGAUGUAACCUCUCAUUUUAUUUGUUUGCUUAAAGACUUACUAAAUAGUUACUGGUGUAAAUAUUUGACCAACUCAGUUGCCCCAGUCUUUUCCAUUUUUGUCUCUACCUUCACCUUUAGCAGCUACUCUAAAUGAGAAAUGCUAGAAGAUUCAUCAAAUUUAACAACUUUUAUUACCCUAUGUAUUUUCGUAUGGCUUCUGUAAGAUCUCCUUGCAUAUUUAGAUGGGCCUACAGGAGCAUACAUAUUUGAACUCCAGACUGGUGUUCUGGGGGCAAAGAGCUAUUAAACCAAAUUGACUCUAUGCAGGUGAAGGAUGCACUAUUACUCUAAGUGAAAACUUUUCUAACUAUUCCAAUACAAGAGUUCUUUCUUAUAGGGCUAUUGAUACUGACUGACACCAAAAGGAGUGACUCCUCAGCUUCUUAAUGUCUUAAGUAAGUGCUUGAUUUGGAAUAGAAAAACAGUAUAUUUAAAGAAAGAAAAAUAUUCUUUGUAGCAACUCUUCUGUCCCCAGUUGUAACAGGGAACAGAGCUCCAGGGACAGCAUAGGCAUGUCAGGUUGCAUCUGUGUAAUAUUUACCUAUAUUCCUACUAGAGGUGACAGGUGGAUGAAAGAAAAUGUUGGAAAGAGAGCUGCCUUAGUCACAAUUUCACAGAGAAACCAUUAGGUAGACCUAUUUAUCUUUCAAGUACAGUUUUCAGAUGGAAUAUAAACAUGGAAUUUCAUUGAAAACAGUUUAAUUUUUUAUACAGAAGGUUUUGUAGAUAAUGCACAUCAGUGACUAUUUUGAGAAUCAUUUUCACCAAGGUACCUUUUUUUCUAAAGUAGGUAUUACGUAUAUAAACCU
This is a messenger RNA of Octodon degus (degu), 3295 nucleotides long. It is a transcript of the gene Nup58, whose product is annotated as nucleoporin 58. Bases 169 to 1851 code for a protein of 560 amino acids. Gene Ontology annotation, cellular component: nuclear pore. The record is from RefSeq and is a predicted model, not a curated record. Gene Ontology annotation, biological process: nucleocytoplasmic transport. The transcript is spliced from 16 exons. Gene Ontology annotation, molecular function: structural constituent of nuclear pore. NCBI's taxonomy places the organism in Eukaryota, Metazoa, Chordata, Mammalia, Rodentia, Octodontidae.